Molecule: messenger RNA, 794 nt
Organism: Ylistrum balloti
Lineage: Eukaryota; Metazoa; Mollusca; Bivalvia; Pectinida; Pectinidae
Exons: 1
Coding region: 1-648 (215 amino acids)
Biological process (GO): vesicle-mediated transport; intracellular protein transport
Cellular component (GO): cytoplasm
Molecular function (GO): GTPase activity; GTP binding
Source: RefSeq, a predicted model, not a curated record
AUGGGAGCCUUAUUCUGUAAAUUGUUCAAGAAACCCGAAAUGAGGGUGUUGCUAAAUGGACUUGAUGCUGCCGGAAAAACAACAAUUCUUUAUAAACUCAAAUUAGGUGAAGUUGUAACGACAAUUCCUACCAUAGGAUUCAACGUGGAGACGGUCGAAUACAAGAAUAUAUCAUUUGUGACGUGGGACGUAGGCGGAAGAGGUAAGAUGAGGCCUCUGUAUAGACACUACUACCCUGGUGUUAAAGCUAUUGUAUUCGUGGUUGACAGUAGUGACAGAGAUCGGAUGGAACAAGCCAGAGAGGAACUGCAUGCUAUCUCAAAAGAGGGAGAACUAAAGGACGUUAAUAUCGCCAUUGUGGCCAACAAACAAGAUUUGAAGUGUGCAAUGACCCCCAAGGAAAUUGACGAGAAAAUGGACGUUAGUACCAUCCGUAAAACGCACACGUGUGAAGUGUUCGGUACCACGGCUACAACUGGGGAGGGUCUGUACGACAUGAUGGACUGGUUGGUAGAUGUUACUACUAGGAGACAGACAAUGGAGAUUCUAACAGGAAAAGACCAGGAUGUAACUGUGAAAAAGGGUCAUAAAUCGUUGUACUUUACAUCAACUUUGUCUUAUAUCAAACAAGUGUUUUCAAAAGUGUGACGGAUAUGAUGUUGACGUUGUCAUAUUUCUUGUCAAUCUUUUUUUAUUUUCAAAAGUUUUCAAGUUUAUUGUUACUUUCCACCAUUAUUGUUAUUGUUGGGUACAUACGAUAUAACAACUUUAAAUACCAUUUUCUUAUAUUUGUU